AUGAGUGGCGGAUACCAUCCCCCAGAGCCAAAAGCGCACAAAUAUUGCGAAGUAGUCCAAAUAGGCAUCGAAGACGACACUGCUGAAGUAACACUUUUCUACACUCCAGAAAGAGGUUUUAAUUCUGCUUUUCUGUACAAUUGUAUGAGAUAACAACGCGAUAACACCCGCUUAAACUCGGUAUUUUUUUUUAAAACAUUUCCAGAGUUUCAAGUAAGCCACGGAUACGUAUUGGAAGAUAAAGAGGAGAGCAAUUACGGCCGCCGAUACCGCAAAUUGAAACUCGUUACUUCAAAAGCUAACGUGAUUGAAGUCAGGCGAUAUAGCAACGGAGGUAGGCAUUUAUGAUCAUCAUAGAAGUUUCAACGUUAUUUGCGCAAACAUUGAUACACCAAUUCGUUUCUUUUUCGCCAAGAAUAUCACGUGGACGCCGACGGGAGAAUUUUUAACUUCGAUGGAAGAAAAGUUGAAGUGUAAAAGGUAAGUUACUAUGCAAGGCGAACUCUUGAAUGUGCGCCAAAACGUAUUUAAGUUUCUGAGACCUAAAGAUGUAGUUUUCUUUAUUUGGCCAGAAGAAGGCUUAGAAAGACGCGCUUCACAAUACAAGCGUGUACGCAAUAAGUAGCUCCUGUUCAAUAAAGGCGAAUAACAAAGUCAAUUUGGCUUGUUCUUACGACAAGAGGGCCCAUUUCACCGCUCAAAGCUUUGCCAAUUCGACUGAUUUCGGUAAAUCCCAUGAUAGUUGUGGCAAAAUUGAAUUUGCUAGGUGAGCGCCUUUGUGCAUAUCUUUUGGUUUGCUUAACAUGCUGGAAAUCAAUACUACUCAUCUAACUAUAAAUAGGCAUUUCUGCUAAGAGUAACUAACAAAAAUUGUUUUUUUUCCCAGAGGAUUACUCAAGAAAGACUUCGAUUGACAAGAGAUACAGCCCACAGAUCUUGAUUCUAAUUUAACGUAAAUAAAAAAUCAUGUUAACUGCCAUAAAUUGUCAAAAUGUUUAUACAUUUUCGUGCAUUGGUGAAACUAUUGUGAAAAUAACAGGCAACCAAUUCAGCAAGCCCCAAAAGCCACCAAUCACUAAAUAGUGGAAGGUACCCAGACACUAAAAAAAAGUUUUAAAAUGUUCUCGGCGAAGCAAAAAUAAAGCAUUCCUGCCAUUCUAGUCUGUUCAAAGUCAGUUUUCUCCUUUCCGUAGCUCCGCCUUCUGAAUAUAAUUUAACCUUUCACGCCUAACACGCACGUUGACGAUGAUUGAAAAAUCAAGUCAAGCAAAUGACCGAUUUCGAUAAUCGCACCACAAACGAUUACAAAGCGGACUGCAUUACCUUUGAUAGGAAAAAGAUAUACUAAAAGAUAUAUGUAAACAAAUCUUGAGUUAAAAUCUGGUUGUGAGAUAGUGACAAAGAGAAAUUGACCCAACGUAAGAAUGUAAACAAACGAACAACACAAGCGCAAGAGUGCGAGGGAGAUUACGUCGCUCGGGAAGCGCGCGCGAACGAGGAAACGAAACCGAAAGCUCGCCAAUACCAAACAAAGGGCUGGAUAAAACAACUGAGCGAAGCAGCUUUCUCCCAGUGUAUUCGUAUUACGCGCAUUCGACGUUGCCUCCAAGACAGUGCGAACCUUCUCUCUCAGUUUUUUUAAGAAAAAUGUCGCAUUUUGAUCCAGUGGAGCCUAGGUAUGGUGAGAAAGUAUCCCUAGGAAAAUACUGCUGCCAUAACGAUGCGGAUGCCAUACUACUGUACUCUCUGGAUAGAAAAAGUAAGUAACUUGAACUGUUUUGUGUAGCACUGAAGUCUCAAAUUUACUAACACGAUAUCCGGAAAAUGCAGAGUUCGAAGCCAAGUAUGGACGAAUAACUAAGGAAAAAACCUCUGGGAGAAGCACAACGGUGAAACUGCGAUCGGCCAGUGGAUGUACUUAUAAAGUCACUCGGCAUGGCAAUGGCAGUAAGUGAAGAUUCAGUGAUUUCAACCUUUUUAUAGGGAGUUACGCAUUUGUAACGUUGUCGCAGUCAACAGAUAACGCAAUUUCACAUGAUCUCUUUCAGCGUCUCAUUAUGUUAGUGGUCUGAACUAUCGUCAGCUGAAUACUUUCGAAUUCAUUACCUUAGAAUAUUUUUAUCAUUUGCGUAACCCGUUCAUGUUAAGUGCUUCUUCUUGUUCCUCUUCAUCAAAGAUUAUAGCACUGGUUGGCGUACCUGGAAGGAGGUUGAGACUGUUACCUAUUAACUGUGGUAAGUGUAUGAAAUUCAACAUGCUCAAUCAAUUUUAUUCUAGAAUAAAAGCCAUUCUUGUACAAACAAUUUGCUUCCUAGCGGGCAUAAUUCUCAGAAUAAGACUUAGUAAUCAAAACUUGGAUAUGUUGGUUUAGCCAAGUACUCUGCUUGGCAAUGGGCAUGUUCCUCACCUAAAGCAAGUAGUAAUUGUAAAUUUCUCUGUUUGUGAUCUGCAAUGAAAAUGCGCUCUUUUCUUAUUUCAUCUCAAUUGCAGACUGUUCAAGAGCACUGGUAGAACCACUCAGUUAAACACUGGGAAAUUGUUGAUUUUAAACGAACCAAGAGCCUUAUAAAGUUUGUAGCAUGGUAUAAAACAUAUAUGAAUCUUAAUGCAAUUUUGCUGAGCACUGCUAGAGCCACUCCGUUAAACGCUGAAAAAUUGUUGAUUGUAAACGAACCAAGAGCCUAAUAAAGUUUGUAGCAUGGCAUAAAACACAUAUGACUCUUAAUUCAAUUUUGCUGAUUGAACAUACAAUGCGUAAAAGAAGCGUGUGCACGCCAAAGCAGAGUUAAUGAACUCCACGCUUACUCUAUUUUCAAAGGACACAAAUAUUGUAAAUAACAGCAAAUGAAUCGAACGGUACUUUCCGGAAAUUUUUUGCCAUUAGAAUUCAGGAUCAGUAAAGGAUUAUCUUUCGAGUGCAGCUGAAAGGUGGAAACCGACGAUUAACAAUCGUAACUUAAACAGGCCACACAUUAAAUAUCAGUCGCGACCGCGGUGGAAGUACUUGCUAUCACAUAUUUGCGUAUGCUUUUAAUCGGGGUCAACAAUGAAAUGAAAUCUUGUGCGGCUACAACAAUCCGUUUCAAUGUCGAAAAAGGUUCCCUUAGAUCAUAAAAGGGGAGCUAAAAAUAGGUUUCUUAUCAAUCAGUUAAGAAUGUGCAGCCAAAGCAAAUAUUGUGCCGCGCAGGCGUAAAAAAAGUCAAGCUGUGAAAUACGACAAAACGGAGGAGAAAUAUCGAGCAAUCAGGGUUAUACGCUGAGCAAAGCAUCACAGUUAAACAACAAAUCAUCCUCUAUUUCCUCGAGAACCGUGGGCAAUCAAAAUGAGUCACGGAUAUCAACCCCGAGAGCCAAACGUGCCUAGAUACUGCGAAGUAGUCCAAAUAGGCAUCGAAGAGGAUACUGCUGAAGUAACACUUUUCUACACUACAGAAAGAGGUUUGAAUUCUGCUUUCUGCACAAUUGUAUGAGAUAACAACGCGAUAACACCCGCUUAAACUCGGUAUUUUUUUAAACAUCUCCAGAGUUUCAAGUAAGCAACGGAUACGUAUUGCAAGAUAAAGAGGAGAGCAAUUAUGGCCGGCGAUACCGCAAAUUGAAACUCGUUACUUCAAAAGCUAACGUGAUAGAAGUCAGGCGGUAUAGAAACGGAGGUAGGUAUUCAUGAUCAUCGUUGAAGUUUCAACGUUAUUCGCGCAAAAUAUUGACUGAUACAGCAAUUCACUUCUUUUCUACCAAGAGUAUGACGUGAACGCCGAUGGGAGAGAUGUUUACAUCAAAAGAGAAAAAGUUGAAGUGUAAAGGUAAGUUAUUCUGAAAGGCGAACUCUUAAAUGUGCACAAAAACGUGUUUAAGCUUCUGAGACUUAGAGAUGUAGUUUUCGUUAUUUGGCCAGAAGUGGGCGUAGAAAGACGCGCUUCACAAUACAAGCGUGUACAUAUUUCUCAGAGUAAGACCUAGUAAUCACAGACUUGAGUAUGACAGUUUAGCCAAGUACUCUGCUUGGUAGUAGGCAUGUUCCUCACCUAAAGCAAAUAGUAGUUAUAAAUUUCUGUGUUUGUGAUCUGCAAUGAAAAUGCGCUCUUUUCUUAUUUCAUCUCAAUUGCAGACUGUUCAAGAGCACUGCCAGAGCCACUCUGUAAAACACUAGGAAACUGUUGAUUGUAAACGAACCAAGAGUCUAAUAAAGUUUGUAGCAUGGCAUAAAACAUUAAUGAGUCUUAAUGCAAUUUUGCUGCAUGAACAUUCAAUGCGUGAAAGAAGCGUGUGUACGCCAGAGCAGGGUCAAUGAACUCUAUACUAGCCCUAUUUUCAAUGGACAUGAAUAUUGUCACUUCAAUCGAAUUUAGUCAAUCAUUAGAGGCCAUGAGAGCACACGACGAGUAAAAAAUACCACUGAGUAAGGAUUUGACCACCGCCGUAAGCAACAAAGUUGAUAAAUUUACUUCUUAGAUGAAAUGAAGCUUUUGUCUGUAAUAGCAAAUGAGAUAAGUACUAGCGUGUUAAAAACAUGUUUCAGCAACUACGGCAUUCUAACCGAAACUAUUCCGUAGAAAUCUGAUGAAAAACAUUUCGUAACCAAAUUAACGUUGGUGUUUAGUCAGGGUACGCUUUCGUCACUAUGGGAAAAACUUGAAGUCAAAGUCGAACUCGUGUCUCUGAAACCUAAGAGUCUCAAAUGUCAACUCGCUCAGAUUGAAUCCUACAAAUCCUCAACAUCUUACCCAAAUAAAAAAUGACAUGCAAUACUUAUUCAUUUCAACUCCACAACUGAUUCAUAACGCGUCACAUUUCAAGGCAGGCAAUAGCUUCUGCGACAACAGAUGAGAGCUGGAAGGAUGAAUACCCCAACCAGGAGGUAAAAUCGAAAAACACGAUGGCUAAACGAGAAAUUAACUACACGCGUCAAUUUAGAUGAACACAAAGCCAAAAGAUGCACAUGCUCAGACAUGAAAGCGAGGUUAAAAUGCUGUCUUAUCAGUGGAAAGAGAGAGGUGGAAAUGGCGUAUCUUGUAAAAAUAAAGAGUGACUCGCCUGCGAUUCUGCUCAAAAUCGGUGUAAGAAUUUGACUAUGAUCGAGAGAUAAUUAAAACAAGUGUUCUAAAUUGGCACACUGAUUAAUAAGAAAGCCAAAUCCUAUGAAACGAUAAUGAAAAAAAUACAAACAAAUAAGACGCACGAACGGGUUAGAGACUAACCUAGGUAACCAAUCAGAAACAGCCACAAGGAUAAAAUUUUCUUAAAAAUGUGUCUGGCGAAGCACUUUUGCUGCAGUGCUUCGACAACACGCAAACAACGUCUUAUUCGCUAUAUCUGCAAAUUUAUUCAAACUAAGAAGAGUAAAAUGAACCCUUUCCAACCUGACGAGCCGCGGAACGACUUCCUUGAAGAAGUUUGUCUGAAACGUUUGGAACAUCGGAAUGCCGAUGUGAAAAUAACGUACGACACGAGACGUAGAGGUGAGUCUUCCUCUAAUCUUCUUUGUAUCUCAAAAAUCCAUUUACUUUCUUUGAUUGUUAAUUUUAAUCUUGCUAGAUUACAAGGUCGUCGAUGGCACUCUUAAAAAAAAGGAGUGUGUAAAUGGGUCUACUAAAUUGACGAUUCUCUCCAACUCCAAGCACCAAUACACUGUCACCCGAAAGCGAGGAGGAGGUAUGUUUAUCUAGAUCGGCGAUUGUGGCACAUGAGUGAGGUUUAACAGCUUUUUCGUUUAUUUAGUGUAGGUUAUGAUAGGAAAAAUUUGAAGAGAUGUAAGACAUGCAUUUACAGCCAUGGCUAUCUGCUCGCUGACCUUCCUUUUAGCUGUACUCUUCUAUAUUUUUUUCUGCUACGGUUUCACUUAAGAUUCGUCACCUUAGGUUUAGAAGCUUGUUAUGCUUAGAAAAACUCUUGUUUAGCCAUGUCUUUAUCCUAAUCGCUGAAUUGCACAAUAUACAAGUACAGCAAUAAUGAGAAUUAUAAAUUCCCAUAACUGAGACCUUAUACCAUUCUUGCUAAAUCUUCUUCGCAG
Messenger RNA from Pocillopora meandrina, 6010 nucleotides. The record is from the annotation of a GenBank genome assembly. Lineage: Eukaryota; Metazoa; Cnidaria; Anthozoa; Scleractinia; Pocilloporidae.